Messenger RNA from Mirounga angustirostris (Northern elephant seal), 3505 nucleotides. It is a transcript of the gene PRPF3, whose product is annotated as pre-mRNA processing factor 3. NCBI's taxonomy places the organism in Eukaryota, Metazoa, Chordata, Mammalia, Carnivora, Phocidae. Gene Ontology annotation, biological process: mRNA splicing, via spliceosome. Bases 1242 to 3293 code for a protein of 683 amino acids. The transcript has 17 exons. Gene Ontology annotation, cellular component: U4/U6 x U5 tri-snRNP complex. The record is from RefSeq and is a predicted model, not a curated record.
UAAAAUAAUCCAAGCAUUAAAAUGAGUAGUGGAGGUGGUAAGAAGCAAAUGGGUCUGUAUAUAUUUGAAAGUAGGGCCAAUGGAACAGAGGAGUCCAGGAGGGUUCCAAGAUUAUUGGCUUGCAUAACUCUUAAGAAUACUGUUGCCAUUAAUUGAGGAUGAAGACUAGGAGCUAUUCUUUUGGUGGGGGGAGUGGGGGGUGGAAUCAGGAGCUUAGUUUUCAUCAUGUAAAUUUGAAAUGUCUGUUACACAUUUAUGUAGGCAAUUGACUAUUAUAUAUAACGUAGCUUUAUUGAACUCUGAGGAGGCACUGUUUUAAAUGCAUUGCCCUCAGUCAUUCUUGUGGUCCUCAGAGCAGCCCAAUGAAGUGGAUUUUUUUACAGGUGAGUAAACAGGGCUUAAGUAACUUGCCUAAUGUCACAGCUAAUGAGAGAGAGCUAGAAUACAAAUCUAGGCAGUCUGACUUUAAAGCCCAUGGUCUUAAUCAUUAAGCAAUAUCGAUUCUCAGAGGAUGCCCGGCACAUAGUAGUAGGCAGUCAACAAGUAUUACGUCAGUGAAUGAAUGAAACAAUAAAAGGCACAGAUGGGGGGCUGCUAUCUUCAGAGUCCUCCUAUGUUCGUCAUUUUUCUUGGUGGUCUCUGACACCACGCUUAAGUAAGGGAGAAAGAUUAAAGAGGGGUGGCUAAUGCUAGUGACAACGACUCUCAGAUGGUUUAGUUUCUACCAGAAAGGCCCCGUUUAACCCGAACGCAGAAGCUCGGCUUUUAGUGCAUUUAUUCAUACUAGGAGUACUGCGAGCAGCCCAAUUUCUGCUUCAGGCAACAUUAACUUUGCAGUAAUCUAGUUACCACAUUUCGCUGGAGAAACCUAAAGAGGUAGGAACUUUAUGCGCAAACUUUACAGCUCCCGCACGCAUGCGCUCCGCCGGGGAACGUGGUUACUACGGCUGCGCGAAUCGGUGGCCCGGCCCUUCCCCGUCACAUGUCGGGGGACCGCGGCGUGGCGGCGGCUGUGGCGGUAGCGACGGCAGGCCGUAGGGCGGUCGGAGGGUUUCCGGUUCCGGUGUAACGUUCGGGCUCCGUCUCAGGGGCUGAAGUUUGUGAGGAGAAAAGAUGUCUUAAAACAUCUUGAAAGAUUGACUCCCAGAGACCCUGAUUUGUAGCACUGCUGGGAGGAAGUUUGCUUGGAAAUUGAGGUGCAGUACUGAAUCCCAUUUGAGCUACCCUCCUUUUCCUGAAGAAUGGCACUGUCUAAGAGGGAGCUGGAUGAGCUGAAACCAUGGAUAGAGAAGACAGUGAAGAGGGUGCUGGGCUUUUCAGAGCCCACAGUGGUCACAGCAGCACUGAACUGUGUGGGGAAGGGCAUGGACAAGAAGAAGGCAGCUGACCAUCUGAAACCUUUUCUUGAUGAUUCUACUCUCCGAUUUGUGGACAAACUGUUUGAGGCUGUGGAGGAAGGCCGAAGCUCUAGACAUUCCAAGUCUAGCAGUGACAGGAGCAGAAAAAGAGAGCUGAAGGAAGUGUUUGGUGAUGACUCUGAGAUCUCCAAGGAAUCAUCAGGAGUAAAGAAGCGACGGAUACCCCGUUUUGAGGAGGUGGAAGAGGAGCCUGAAGUGAUCCCUGGGCCUCCCUCAGAGAGUCCUGGUAUGCUAACUAAGCUCCAGAUCAAACAGAUGAUGGAGGCAGCUACACGGCAAAUCGAGGAGAGGAAAAAACAGCUGAGCUUCAUUAGCCCCCCUACACCUCAGCCAAAGACUCCUUCUUCCUCCCAACCAGAGCGACUUCCAAUUGGCAACACUAUUCAGCCCUCCCAGGCUGCCACUUUCAUGAAUGAUGCCAUUGAGAAGGCAAGGAAAGCAGCUGAACUACAAGCCCGCAUCCAAGCCCAGCUGGCACUGAAGCCAGGGCUCAUUGGCAAUGCCAACAUGGUGGGCCUGGCCAAUCUCCAUGCCAUGGGCAUUGCUCCCCCGAAGGUGGAGUUAAAAGAUCAAACUAAACCUACACCACUGAUUCUCGAUGAGCAAGGUCGCACUGUAGAUGCAACAGGCAAGGAGAUUGAGUUGACACACCGCAUGCCUACUCUGAAGGCCAAUAUUCGUGCUGUGAAAAGGGAACAAUUCAAACAACAGCUAAAAGAAAAGCCAUCAGAAGACAUGGAGUCUAAUACCUUUUUUGACCCCCGAGUCUCAAUUGCCCCUUCCCAACGCCAGAGACGCACUUUUAAAUUCCAUGACAAGGGCAAAUUUGAGAAGAUUGCCCAGCGAUUACGGACGAAGGCUCAACUGGAGAAGCUGCAGGCAGAAAUCUCACAGGCAGCUCGAAAAACAGGCAUCCAUACUUCAACGAGGCUGGCCCUCAUUGCUCCUAAAAAAGAGCUAAAGGAAGGAGAUAUCCCUGAAAUUGAGUGGUGGGACUCUUACAUCAUCCCCAAUGGCUUUGACCUUACAGAGGAAAAUCCCAAGAGAGAAGAUUAUUUUGGAAUCACAAAUCUUGUUGAACAUCCAGCCCAACUCAACCCUCCAGUUGACAAUGACACACCAGUUACUCUGGGGGUAUAUCUUACCAAGAAGGAACAGAAGAAACUUCGAAGGCAAACAAGGAGGGAAGCACAGAAGGAACUACAAGAGAAAGUCAGGCUCGGCCUGAUGCCUCCUCCAGAACCCAAAGUGAGAAUUUCAAAUUUGAUGCGAGUAUUAGGAACAGAAGCUGUUCAAGACCCCACGAAGGUAGAAGCCCAUGUCAGAGCUCAGAUGGCAAAAAGACAGAAAGCGCAUGAAGAGGCCAACGCUGCCCGAAAACUUACAGCAGAACAGAGAAAGGUCAAGAAAAUUAAAAAGCUUAAAGAAGACAUUUCACAGGGGGUACACAUAUCUGUAUAUAGAGUUCGAAAUUUGAGCAACCCAGCCAAGAAGUUCAAGAUUGAGGCCAAUGCUGGGCAACUGUACCUGACAGGGGUGGUGGUACUGCACAAGGAUGUCAACGUGGUAGUAGUGGAAGGGGGCCCCAAGGCCCAGAAGAAAUUUAAGCGUCUUAUGCUGCAUCGGAUAAAGUGGGAUGAACAGACAUCUAACACAAAGGGAGAUGAUGAUGAGGAAUCUGAUGAGGAAGCUGUGAAGAAAACCAAUAAAUGUGUACUAGUCUGGGAGGGUACAGCCAAAGACCGGAGCUUUGGGGAGAUGAAGUUCAAACAGUGCCCUACAGAGAACAUGGCUCGAGAGCACUUCAAAAAGCAUGGGGCUGAACACUACUGGGACCUUGCACUGAGUGAAUCUGUGUUGGAGUCCACCGACUGAAACUACUGCAAGCCCUUGCCUCUCCCCUCCUGCCCUUGUCUCUUCAGUCCGCUCAUUCUACUUCCCAACCCAGUCCCACAUGUGUGUGUGAUCUCAGAACUGUGCCAAGCUGACAUUGGGACAAAGGGAAAACACCUUAGUCCUUUCCCCAGUCAGUCUGGCGCUGCCCUUUAUUCCCCUUAUGUGCAUAUGAUUAAAGAGUUAUUUUUAAA